This is a messenger RNA of Anopheles bellator, 1147 nucleotides long. RefSeq lists its product as uncharacterized. The record is from RefSeq and is a predicted model, not a curated record. Bases 52 to 1065 code for a protein of 337 amino acids. The transcript is spliced from 2 exons. Lineage: Eukaryota; Metazoa; Arthropoda; Insecta; Diptera; Culicidae.
GCUUCGAAAGAUCGCCAAAACCGCAAUAGGGUUAAAAUAAGUGCUCUCGCGAUGAAUAGGUCUCGAAAUGGGACGUUGAAGAAAGUUUGCAGUUAUUACAAUUGCACGAACUCAACAGUAUCAAAUGCAGACUUGACGUUUUUCAUAUUCCCAAAAGAUCCUGAACGGCGCAUAAAAUGGGUCAGAAAUGCCGGGUUAAGCGAGAAAGAUGCUGAAGAUAAAAACCUCCAUCUUUGCGAAGCGCAUUUCAAAAAUAUUUACAUGUGCCACAGUCAACGGCGAAAACUUCUGCUGCAGACCGCAGUACCCUAUCGUUUCGAUGAGAUGCAGAAGUUGAAGCAAGAUUCGGAAAGUAUGGAAUCGUUAGAGUUGCCUCAACCGGUAGCUUACAAGGAGGAGCACAUCGUUGAGCUUGACACAAUGGUGCUCUCGGAAAUGGAUAACGUUGAAGAAACCACCAUGAUCCAUGAAGGAAUGAUCGAUCAAGAAAGCUUUUCAGCUGAACCUAUGGACAACGAAAAUACCGAAACCACGUCUGAAAAUUCUGCGAUAUUCGAUCGCAAAAGAAAGGAUCCCGUAAGGCAGAUAGCCAAAAUGAAGGCAAAGCUGCAUUCCAUAAAGAGGAAAACGGGCACACCCACAACAGUUAAACCCCAUGAGUUUACCCUGCAGUUGAACGACGGAACGCUCAUUCGAAAAGUAAACAUUACUUCAAAUCAAUUGAAAUCACUUAACCAAGAGCAAACGGGAUAUCGUCUGGCGACAGCAACUGUAGCACCACAGGAACCCACCACCGAAUCAUCUACGAAGUCUCCUGCUACAUCGUCUACGAAUGCUGUUGAAAUUAUAGAACAAACGGAAGAAAGUUUGUCUAACAGCAGCGACGAUGAACCAGAGAACGUACAGAUCAACGAGUUCAUCUUCAAAGGUGAAGAGUAUGUACAGAUGCCGAAAUUAUUUUACAGAAAGCAGCUAGAGGAGUUGCGACGAAAAGUGGCGCGCUACGAGCACGUGUUGCAAGUAAUGCGCGAUGCCCUGGACCACGCGAAUUCUGGCGAAAAUUAAGCCAAACGAAACACUGUCAACGUUUAAUUUUAUUGUAACUUAAAUUCUCAAUGAAGGUUUUAUUGCCCUGGCAUCAUGUAUU